AUGGUUUAAUUAAUUAAUUAAUGUAAGUGCUUGAUGGUGCUCAUGUCUGCAAUAUAAACACUGCAACAAUAUUGUACUAUAAGACUAGCUAGCUGCUACUUCUUUUUGAUCUCAUUACCUUUUUCCUCUUCCUAUUCCUAUUGCUAUAUAUCACUCACUCACUCACUCAUUCUUUCAAUUCUCUCUACUAAAAGGUACCUACACUUUUAGUUAGUUACCCUUUAAUUUGAAAACAAAGAUGAACAACGAGGAGAAACUCACCAUGGAUUUGAUUCCACCAUCUGAUCAACACCUCUGUUACGUUCGUUGCAACUUCUGUAACACUGUCCUUGCUGUUGGAAUCCCAUGCAAGAGGCUUCUAGACACUGUGACAGUAAAAUGUGGACACUGCAGCAACCUCUCUUUUCUCACCACUAGACCACCGACUUCCAAAAAUCAUACUCUAGUCGAUCACACCCUCACUCUCCAGCAGGGAGUUUACAGUUGCAAAAAAGGUCAAGCAACGUCUUCUUCGUCCUCUUCACCAACUACAUCGACCGAGUCAUUGUCUCCUAAAGCAGCACCAUUUGUUGUUAAACCACCUGAAAAGAAGCACCGUCUCCCAUCUGCAUACAACCGUUUCAUGAAAGAGGAGAUCCAGCGCAUCAAAGCAGCCAACCCUCAGAUCCCACAUCGAGAAGCUUUCAGUGCUGCUGCAAAAAAUUGGGCUAGAUUCAUCCCAAAUUCACCAACAAGUUCAAUUCCAGCAAGUAAAAUUGAAUGAAAAAGCUAUGGCAUCAAUGAAGAUUUGGAACCAACUGAAGCAAGUCAUUUAAGUGUCACCUAGUUUUAAAUAAAUUAUAUAUAUAUAUUGCUAAUUUGUAUGGCUGUCUUCUAAAUCUAAUUACCUUCAUGGUGGAGGAUUUCAUGUUAUGUAUCUGAAACCAGGAUUUCAUGUUAUGUAUAUGAUGGUGAGACUUAAAUGUAUUAAUAUUUUACGUAUGAAAAUAAGAAAAU
Messenger RNA from Cicer arietinum (chickpea), 996 nucleotides. NCBI's taxonomy places the organism in Eukaryota, Viridiplantae, Streptophyta, Magnoliopsida, Fabales, Fabaceae. The record is from RefSeq and is a predicted model, not a curated record.